AUGUUUAAUCGUUUGUGUGAACCGGACUUUACCAUUGAUUCGGCAUUUGUGGACAAAUACUCUGAUUUGGGAUCAGAUGUCAUCACUUUGUUCUCCAACACAACUGUCCAUCAGUUGACUAUCGAUUCAAACGAAACGAUUCAAUACAAGAGAUCCAUACCAUUGAACGAGUGGUCAAAAGGGACAGUCAUGUGUGGAAGGGACAGUCAUGUGUGGAGUAUUUGGUCACACAAUAAAACAAUUAAUAAACACCGCAUUUUGCCAAAACAACAUUCCAGGAUAAUAGUGUUGGAACAGUUGGUUAUUCUACCCAUUGUAUUGAAACGAAGCAUUUUAUUUCUCCAGAAAGAUAUUCUCAUUGAAGACGACUAUUAUAUAAAAGGAGUCAAUUUUUAUUACAAUCACACCAUGUAUUUGAUCCCAAUUCUCAGGAGGAAUAACAAUAAUAAUCUACCCAUUGAUGAGAUCGAGGGUUAUUUGAAUGAAACGACGGCCGACUUUGCAUUCAAUGACUAUUUCUAUUUGUUUGCCGGCAAUCGUGUCUGUCGUGUGAAUAAUAAAACUCUUCAGUUUGCGGACAAUUGUUUGACUCAAACAAUCGCUCAAUGGAUGGGUUGUAAAGACAUGCCAUUAAAUCUCAAUAAAAAUAACAUUUCCAAAACUCAAGUUAUUGUCCGCCGAAGACAUAAAACAAGUCAUCGAAAGACAUACACUUUGAUCACUAAAUCUACUGAAAAGUUAUCGAAAACACAGUCGACGUCGACAUCAGUGGAUGAGAACAGACCAACAGAUCUGAAGAGUAUUUCAACAUAUAAGGCAAUUGAUGGAUAG
This is a messenger RNA of Medioppia subpectinata, 831 nucleotides long. The record is from the annotation of a GenBank genome assembly. Lineage: Eukaryota; Metazoa; Arthropoda; Arachnida; Sarcoptiformes; Oppiidae.